Messenger RNA from Rubroshorea leprosula, 1246 nucleotides. The record is from the annotation of a GenBank genome assembly. NCBI's taxonomy places the organism in Eukaryota, Viridiplantae, Streptophyta, Magnoliopsida, Malvales, Dipterocarpaceae.
AAAUCUUGAAGCUCAUCUCCACUUUCCGACCUCAAAGAUCUGCGAGCAACAAUGCAAGGCGUUACUUCUCCUCCAACCCUCUAUGGACCUUUCCAGAAUCAUCGCCUUCGGCUAACUCACCCUCCACCGCCGACUCAUCCCUUUUUGGGACUUGGGUCAAUGGCCAGAAGCCGGAGGGCACCGACAGAGAUGAAGAUUUCGUCAUCCCUUCACUUGCUAGAAAAGCAAUUUGAUUUGAUGUGGGAUUUAGUUAAGGAAAUGCAGCAGUUUAAGGGGUAUGUUACAUUGGCUAAAAUGAGUAAGGUUAUGAGGAGGUUAGUUGAAGCUACGGGGUACAGUGAUGCUAUUGCUGCUUUCCGAGAGAUAGAAAAUUUUGGUGUUCGCCAAGAUGGAGAGGCGAUUGCUGUGUUAAUGGCUGCUUUGGUUAAGGGGAAUGCCUUGGACAGUGUUGAUCAUGCAAGGAACUUAAUUAUACCUCUGACUUCAAUUUGUUUCGAUGUAUUGAUAAAUGGUUUUUGCAAAGCUAAGAAGCUAGAAGAUGCCAGGAAUAUUAUGGAUGAGAUGGAGAGACAUGGAUAUCGACUCAAUAAGGGUUGCAAGCCAAAUAUGGUGACUUACACCCUCAUUAUGAAAGCUCGAUGUGAGGCAGGUGAGAUUACUCAAGCAUUGGAGGUUUAUGAGAAGAUUAAGAGUGAUGGUUGUUUACCAGACGAAGAGGAGGCAUUGAAAUGGCUUCAGAAAAUGGAAGAGGAUUCAUGCAAGUCCGGUCGUCUUACUUACUCGCCAUUGCUUCCUUUGUGCUUCAGGAAGAAUAGGAUGAAGGUGCCGACCUUUCUGUUAAACCACAUGUUUAAGAACGACCUAAGUAUUGAUCUUGGAAUAUAUGCCCUUCUGCUGAGUGGGUUUUGUGAGAGUGGGAACCUUCAGCUGCCUUGCUCAUACUUCAAGGAAAUGGUGCUUAAGGGAAUGGUCCCUUACCAGUCAACAUACAGCCGGUAAAGGAACUUUGUGAAAAGAACACGGUCGAAACAAAGCAAUGGAUUGAAAAUUUGAUGGUCCAGGCAAAAGAGCGAAGGAAGCAGAGAAUUCUUGAGUUAGUAAAAUUAGAGUCAAUUUUGCACAAACCCUAGAGCAGAGUCUUUGCAAUGGAUUAAAAUCUUUCCAUUAUGAUGUUUUCUUCUCCACUCUUUUAACUCUCUCCCCUACGGGCUGUGGAUCUAGAGGCAAACAAAAUGUUGAAUUAUCU